AUGGCGAUCUACAAUUACAAUGCAUCCCAAGACGUGGAGCUGUCUUUGCAGAUCGGGGACACCGUCCACAUUCUGGAGAUGUACGAAGGUUGGUUCAGAGGAUACACGCUGAGAAAUAAGGCGAAAAAGGGGAUUUUCCCUGAAACGUACAUCCAUUUGAAGGAGGCGACCGUGGAGGAUCGAGGGCAACAUGAGACCGUGAUUCCCAGUGAGGUGCCAUUGGUGCAGGAGCUCACGUCUACCCUUCGAGAAUGGGCAGUCAUCUGGCACAAGCUCUAUGUGAACAACAAGGUCACCCUCUUCCGCCAGCUGCAGCAAAUGACCUACAGCCUGAUUGAGUGGAGGUCUCAGAUCCUGUCAGGGACCCUCCCCAAGGAUGAGCUGGCUGAGCUUAAGAAGAAGGUCACAGCCAAGAUUGAUCACGGCAACAGGAUGCUUGGACUGGACCUUGUGGUACGCGAUGACAACGGAAACAUUUUGGAUCCCGAUGACACCAGCACGAUUGCCCUGUUCAGGGCCCACGAAGUGGCCUCCCAGCGGAUUGAAGAAAGGAUCCAAGAAGAAAAGUCCAUCUUACAGAAUCUGGACUUGCGGGGCCAGUCAAUCUUCAACACGAUGCACACCUACUGUCUCUAUGUCAACUUCAAGAACUUUGUCUGCAAUAUUGGGGAGGACGCUGAGCUGCUUAUGGCCCUCUAUGACCCCGAUCAGUCCAGAUUUAUCAGUGAGAACUACCUGAUCCGCUGGGGCAGCAACGGGAUGCCGAAGGAGAUCGAGAAGCUCAAUAAUCUUCAGGCUGUCUUUACCGAUCUCAGCAGCACCGACCUUAUCCGGCCCAAGAUCAGCCUCGUGUGCCAGAUCAUCCGUGUGGGCCACAUGGAGCUGAAGGAGGGGAAGAAGCACACCUGCGGCCUCCGCAGGCCUUUUGGGGUGGCAGUGAUGGAUAUUACCGAUAUCAUACACGGGAAGGUUGACGAUGAAGAAAAACAACAUUUCAUUCCCUUUCAACAGAUCGCUAUGGAAACCUACAUCCGACAGAGGCAACUUAUCAUGUCACCCCUGAUAACCUCCCAUGUGAUCGGGGAGAAUGAGCCCCUCACAUCAGUCCUGAAUAAAGUGAUUGCAGCCAAGGAAGUGAAUCAUAAAGGACAAGGUCUUUGGGUUUCUCUGAAGCUGCUCCCUGGUGACCUCACACAAGUGCAGAAAGAUUUCUCACACUUGGUUGACAGGACCACAGCCAUAGCCCGAAAAAUGGGUUUCCCUGAAAUCAUCCUUCCAGGUGAUGUUAGGAAUGACAUCUAUGUCACCCUGAUCCACGGCGAGUUUGACAAAGGGAAGAAGAAGACCCCAAAGAAUGUUGAGGUGACCAUGUCCGUGUUUGAUGAGGAUGGCACAUUGCUUGAGAAAGCUAUUCAUCCAGGUGCUGGCUAUGAAGGCAUUUCGGAAUACAAGUCCGUUGUCUAUUACCAAGUCAAGCAGCCCUGCUGGUAUGAAACAGUCAAGGUAUCCAUUGCUAUUGAAGAGGUCACCCGUUGUCAUCUAAGAUUUACUUUCCGGCACAGGUCAUCACAGGAAUCCAGAGAUAAAUCUGAAAGAGCUUUUGGGGUGGCCUUUGUGAAGCUGAUGAACCCAGAUGGAACAACAUUGCAGGAUGGGAGGCAUAACCUGGUAGUGUAUAAGGGGGAUAAUAAGAAAAUGGAAGAUGCUAAGUUCUACCUGACCCUGCCCAGCACAAAGAUAGAGAUGGAGGAUAAGGAUUUCUCCCCAGGCAAAAAUACACACUUGUCCAACUUCACCCCAACCAAGGAUAGCACCAAGGACAGCUUCCAAAUCGCCACCCUUAUUUGCUCAACAAAACUGACCCAGAAUGUUGACCUGUUGGGGUUGUUAAAUUGGCGUUCCAACUCCCAGAACAUAAAACACAACUUAAAGAAGCUAAUGGAGGUGGAUGGGGGAGAAAUUGUAAAGUUCCUACAAGAUACUCUCGAUGCACUUUUUAACAUAAUGAUGGAAAUGUCUGACAAUGAAACGUAUGAUUUCCUUGUAUUUGAUGCACUGGUAUUUAUUAUCUCGCUGAUAGGAGACAUAAAGUUCCAGCAUUUUAAUCCUGUACUUGAAACCUACAUUUACAAACACUUCAGUGCCACCUUGGCAUAUGUGAAACUCACCAAAGUACUGAACCAUUAUGUGGGUAACGCUGAGGACUCCAGCAAGACGGAUUUGCUUUUUGCUGCCUUGAAAGCCUUGAAGUACCUCUUUAGAUUUAUUGUCCAGUCCCGCGUCCUGUACCUGAGAUUUUAUGGUCAAAGUGAAGAUGGGGAUGAAUUUAACAAUGCAAUUCGCAAGCUAUUUCUCUCCUUUAAUAACCUAAUGGACAGACCCCUGGAGGAGGCUGUUAAGAUCAAGGGUGCAGCUCUGAAGUACCUUCCCAAUAUAAUUAAUGACGUCAAGAUGGUGUUUGAUCCCGUUGAACUCAGCAUCCUCUUCAGCAAAUUCAUCCAAAGCAUCCCUGAUAACCAGCUGGUCCGACAGAAGCUUAACUGCAUGACCAAGAUAGUGGAGAGUAACCUUUUCCACCAGACGGAGUGCAGAGAUGCUCUGCUGCCCCUGCUCAUUGACCAGCUCAGCGGCCAGCUCGAUGACAACUCUAACAAGCCUGACCAUGAGGCGAGCUCACAGCUCCUCAGCAACAUCCUGGAAGUGCUGGACAGGAAGGAUGUGGGCCCUACCUCGAUGCACAUCCAGCUGAUCAUGGAGCGUCUCUUGAGGAGGAUCAAUCGGACUGUGAUCGGGAUGAGCAGGCAGUCUCCCCACAUAGGCAGCUUCGUCGCUUGCAUGACUGCCAUCCUGCGGCAGAUGGAUGAUUUCCAUUAUAACCACUACAUCAGCACUUUCAAGACAAGGCAGGAUAUCAUUGACUUCCUGAUGGAAACCUUCAUCAUGUUUAAGGAUCUCAUCGGGAAGAAUGUAUAUGCCCCAGACUGGAUGGUCAUGAAUAUGAUGCAGAACAGGGUUUUUCUCCGGUCUAUAAACCUAUUUGCUGAGGUUCUCACAAAGUUCUUCAUGGACCAGGCAAGCUUCGAACUCCAGCUUUGGAAUAAUUAUUUUCACUUGGCUGUCGCGUUCCUCACCCAUGAAUCCCUUCAGCUGGAAACCUUCUCUCAAGCCAAGCGCACCAAAAUGGUCAAGAAAUAUGGGGACAUGAGAAAGGAAAUCGGCUUUAGAAUCCGGGAUAUGUGGUAUAACUUGGGGCCCCACAAGAUCAAGUUCAUUCCCUCCAUGGUGGGUCCCAUCUUGGAGGUGACCUUGACCCCAGAGACAGAGCUCCGGAAGGCCACAAUCCCCAUCUUCUUCGACAUGAUGCAGUGUGAGUUCAAUUUCAGUGGAAAUCACAACUUCCAGAUGUUUGAAAACGAGCUGAUCACGAAGUUGGACCAGGAGGUAGAAGGAGGCCGAGGGGAUGAACAGUACAAAGUCCUGCUGGAGAAGCUACUCCUAGAACACUGCCGCAAACACAAAUACCUUGCCAGCUCUGGAGAAGUCUUUGCCCUCCUGGUCAGCAGCCUCCUGGAGAACCUGUUGGAUUACAGGACCAUCAUGCAUGAUGAAAGCAAAGAGAAUCGCAUGAGCUGUACAGUCAAUGUGUUGAAUUUUUAUAAGGAAAAGAAGAGAGAGGACAUUUACAUAAGGUACCUGUACAAGCUUCGGGAUCUGCAUCGGGACUGUGAGAACUACACAGAGGCCGCCAACACCCUUCUGCUGCACGCGGAGCUCCUCCAGUGGUCAGACAAGCCCUGUGUGCCCCACUUGCUCCAGAGGGACAGCUACCAUGUCUAUUCCCAACAAGAACUCAAAGAGAAGCUUUACCAAGAAAUCAUCUCGUACUUCGACAAGGGCAAAAUGUGGGAGAAAGCCAUCAAACUCAGCAAGGAGUUGGCCGAGACCUACGAGAGCAAAGUGUUUGACUAUGAGGGACUUGGCAACCUCCUGAAAAAACGGGCUUCAUUUUAUGAGAACAUCAUUAAAGCGAUGAGGCCCCAGCCAGAGUACUUUGCUGUCGGUUACUAUGGACAAGGCUUCCCGUCAUUUCUUCGGAACAAAAUCUUCAUCUAUCGAGGAAAGGAGUAUGAGCGAAGGGAAGACUUCAACCUUAAGCUGCUGACUCAGUUUCCCAAUGCAGAGAAGAUGACCAGUACAACUCCUCCAGGAGAGGAAAUCAAAUCAUCUCCCAAACAGUAUAUGCAAUGCUUCACGGUGAAGCCCGUGAUGAACCUACCUCCAAAUUACAAGGACAAACCUGUGCCAGAGCAGAUCUUGAAUUACUACAGGGCCAAUGAGGUUCAGCAGUUCCAGCAUUCCCGGCCCUUUCGGAAAGGAGAAAAGGAUCCUGACAAUGAGUUCGCAACCAUGUGGAUUGAGAGGACCACCUAUACCACCGCCUACACCUUUCCUGGGAUUCUCAAGUGGUUUGAAGUCAAGCAGGUUACCACGGAAGAAAUCAGCCCCUUGGAGAACGCCAUUGAGACCAUGGAGCUCACCAAUGAGAAGAUCAGCAACAGCGUCCAACAGCAUGCAUGGGACCGCUCACUCUCCUUGCACCCACUCUCCAUGCUACUCAAUGGCAUUGUAGACCCUGCUGUCAUGGGUGGAUAUUCCAACUAUGAAAAGGCCUUUUUCACAGAGAAGUACCAACAGGAGCACCCCGAGGACCAGGAGAAGAUUGAGCUGCUCAAACGGCUGAUCGCCUUACAGAUGCCCCUACUUGGAGAAGGGAUCCGAAUUCAUGGGGAGAAGCUGACGGAGCAGCUGAAGCCCCUGCAUGAUCGGCUCACCACCUGUUUCCGGGAGCUCAGGGAGAAGGUGGAGAAACUCUAUGGAGUCAUCACUCUGCCUCCCACCUUGACCGAGAGGAAGCAGAGCAGGACGGGGUCCGUGGUGCUGCCGUACAUCAUGUCUUCCACCCUAAGGAGACUGUCCAUCACAUCGGUGGCUUCCUCGGUGGUCUCCACAUCUUCCACCUCCUCGGAUAGCACCCCCUCCAGGCCAGGAUCAGAUGGGUCCAUUCUGGAGCCCCUCCUAGAGCGGAGAGCUUCGUCAGGGGCCAAAGUGGAAGAUGUGUCCCUCAGAGAAGACAGCGAUAACCGCAUCGGCAAGUUCAAGCGGAAAGACUGGAACAUUAGCAAGUCUCAGGUCAUCGCAGAGAGGGAGCCAGAAGCUGACCUGUUGAGCCCUGCUAGCAAAGUGCAAAGACCCAAGAGUCUCCAGUUAGUGGACAGCCGGCUGACCUUGUUCCAGGGCUCCCCCCUGCCCUCAUCUAUGCCCCUGAGCCCGCCGCCACUGACCCCGAAAACACCCAGGACCCAAAGCUCGCCAACUUUGCAGGUAGAUGGACUGAUGUCUUCUGGUGCAAAGACAGUUCCACCCCCACCCCCUCCCAAGAGCAAGCCUUAUGAGACCAGCAGCCAGAGGAACUCAGCAGAGGUUGCACCCCCGCUUCCCGUCCAUCGAGAAGCCAAGGGCCCGCCACCUCCACCUCCCAAGGCCCGCAAGUCCGGAGUCCUCUCUUCAGAGCCAGGAUCACAAUGAAGACCCUGCUACCCCUCAGUACCUGUCUAGUAUUUUGGGAUCUGCCAACAUGGACUGUCCAUCUCAAGACCAGCCUCCAAAAGGCAUGGCACCAUUGUCCUCUCAUCUGGGACAACCUUGAACCUGGAUUGAUUCUUUGGAAAGCUUUCCCCACAGCCAUGUUCCAAGGCCAUCUCACGCCUUCUUCAUUCACUUGCAGAAUUCCAAAACUGAUUACAGCCUGUACAUGAUAGUUAAGUAUCUACCUUCGGCCCACAGCCAUCUGGGCCUCCAAAGAGUUUCCUGCCGACUGGUUAUCCAGAGUGACCCUGGAGUCCUUUCCCUGUCCAUGAGAGGCAUUUCUUGCUUUGCUUCUGAAAAGAGAUGCUUGUGUUUGGGUUCCCUUCCUCAAUGGACAUACCCACUCCCAUGUACCUAAACAAUGAGACACCCACAUCUGGACCACUUUUUGUAGCCGAAGUAACAAUAAUUCAUUAGUACGUAAUGAUGUGCCCUUUGAGAAAAGGGAAUGUGUCCAAGGUAAGGCUGGAUGCACCAUCUUUUGGUGAUGAUGUAAAAAGGGUACCUGUUCAGGGAGGAUUGCACCAGAGCGCUGCUGAGGUACCUCUAAAAUCCCAUAAUUCCAUGAGUUUAUGGGCAGUUUACAAAGGAGCCAUGUUGAUCGUGGCUGUGAAUUGAAUGAAAAAAUGGGUGGGGUUUCCCCACUCCAAUAGCCAGAAGAACUCAAAGAUUUUUAAAUGAUUGAGAUAUCACAUUCUGAUUAUACCAAGAGCUAAAAGCAAAGAAUUUCUCCUAAAUGGAAUGCUUUCAGGAUGACCUGGUUACAUCACAGGUCUUAUCUGCUCUCCUGAGAGUCUGUAUCCCUGGUCUGACUGGAGACUUUCAGUUCUGGGGAUUCCAUCAAGUUCACAAACAUUUAUUAAACACUUCCUGUAUGCCAGGCAUGGUGCCAAGUACUGGGAAUACAAAUACAAUUAGAAAGAUUGUCCCUGCCUGCAAAGAGUUUAUGUUCUAGCGGGGAAAGACAACACGUAAAAGUGUAGGAGCAUAGGAGAGAAGGCUUGCCCAGCAUGGAGCCUGGAGAGGCAAGUUCCUUCUCUAUGGUUUAUUGUAACUGCCUCUACUUUCUGACCUGUCACACACAACCCCAUUGCAUUACCUCUUCUGAGCUGGUGUGAAUGAAGUAGGUGACUGUAGAGUCACAGGUGUGAAUGUCAUUGCCCCAGUGACGCCAACUUCAUUCCCCUCCAUCCCACUUUCCAUGGAGUCCAACCUUCAGUGUCUUCCAUCCCACUUUCCAUGUAGUCAGACCAUCAAUCUCCUCCAUCCCCUUUCUAUGACUCAGUGGCCCCAUCAUGUUUCUAUCUGACGCUUUCCUUUUCCACACAUUUGAUUUUGCCUUGUAAAAUCUACAACAGUUCCCCAAAGGGAGCCCCUCCAUAGAACUGAGAAAUUUACAAGAAAUUCCAGAGCCUACAUAAUGCCCUAAAAGCUUCUCUUUUUUGGUCUGAACCUGUGAUGUGGGGAUCUCCUGUCCACAAAGACCCACAACUAUCCUUCAGGAUCAUAGUCACAGAGGGAUGCCUGGGGGGACUGAGAGGCUAAGUGAUUUGGCCCUGCUCAGUAUGGCUCAGAAGCAGGGCAUGAACCCCAAUCUUCCUGGCUUUGAGGCCAGAUCUCUACCUAGGCAGCCACAUUUCCUCUCUCCCUGCUCAUAGCAGGUGGUUCAUAAGUAUUUGGAGGCUCUGACACUUUCUUAGCUGUGUAGCCCUGUUUUUGCACCAAAACCAAUCAACCAGCAAGACCAUUUCCAAUAGGGGUGAGGAAAGGGACCAGAAGAGGCUUCAUGAAGGAAGUGUGCUUGAGUUGGACUUUGAAAGAAGAGUGGGAUUUCAACAAGGGAAGACUGUUGAGUGUGUGCAUAGUGUUUAGAUGGGAGGUGUCCCACCCAUUCCAGGUUUUAGCAGAAAAACAAAAAGGGCAUGAUUUUGAGCCCCCUGGAAUUAUCACACCUGCAAGGAACACUACCUGAAGUCACUCCCAUCCCACAUAACUGGGUCUUUCUUAGACACAAGGGUUUUUAACCUGAAGUCCAUGAACUUAGAUGAGGAAAAAUGAUAUCAUCCUUUUUACUAACCUCUAAAAUUUAGCAUUUCCUUCAAUUAUGAACAUGGGUGACCAAUAUUAUCCUGAGAAAGUGAUCCUAGGCUUUACCGCCCUGCCAAAGGGGUCCAGGACAUCAGGUAAGAAGCCCUUCUUCAAAGGCAGAAGGAGUCAAGAAAGGGCUUCAGGCACAAAGAUGGAACCAGUGGUUUGGGUUUUCCCCCUGCCUUCUUUUAUCAUCCUGCAUCCCCUUGCCCCUAACCCUAGAGGGCAAUGAGCCUGGAUGAGGAAGCCAGAAAAGCAAGAAACCAGCACAGUCUCAAGCCCCCACCCCAGGAGACUGGUAUUCAGGGUGAUAGAUAUCAUGGGAAGAUCCAUGCACUUGGAACCCUGUCUUUGAUGUUGCCUCUGGGACCUACCACAGUCCUGUCCUUUCCUGAGAACUCAGCUUCAUCGUCUGUAAAAUAAGGGGGCUGGGUGAGAUGCAGACUUUCAUCAGGACAGAUAAACAGUGCAUGCUUGGCAUGAGAGGGUCUGGAGUUCUUAGGGUUCCUUCCAGCCCCCAGAGUUCCCACACUUCAGUCUCUUACUAAACGGUAGAGAAUUGGUUCAUUCAGGAAGCAAAAGAGAUACUUGGAUCACAGCCUUACAAAGCAUUGAGGGUGCCCCCAGCUGUCUGGUGGGCUCACUAUGGUGCUCUGAGGACUGAUGGAUCUGUGCCCUUUCUGCCUGCCUUUUAUCUGAAGAUCAAGUGUUUUCCAUGUUAAUGGAAAUAGUGUUCCCUAUUCCCCCCCCCACACGCACAUGCACACACACAUUCUCACACCACAACCCUUUAAAUGCAUAGAAUUCAGUGAGGAUUGUGGAAAGCAGAAGAGGAUUGUAAAGGAAUAGACUUAGCUAUGGGACCAUAUAUUCUAAUCAUUAGCAUGGAAUAGAGUUUUUGACAUUAGGUGUCUGUGACAUUGGCAAAAAAAAGGGCAACCCCCAACAAUCUCCCUACUUCACAAGCUACCAAUAUGAUCUACUGUGUCUAGGACAAUGCAAACACUUUAAUAACCAAGCCCUCCCACACUGUACCAUUUAAGAGCUUACAGGGCUUGGCAAGCCAUUCUUGGUCAAGCUGUUCUAAUUGACAUUGGUCAUGCCACACAUAAUGUCCACUUUGUGAAAGCCCAGUGAAGUUUGUGUAGGCUCUAGUCAGUAGAAGGACAAAGAGUGCCUUUCCUUUGCUAUGGCAUGAUGAGCCUGGAGUUCCAAGACCCAGGCCAUUCUAUCAGGCAACCCUUCUGAGCAUUCACCAAAGUCUUGUCUUAAUCUUCAAGGUCCUGUCCUGGGAGGAUUGAUUGAAGGAACUAGGAAAGCUUAGGGAAGGGAGGGCUUGAGUUGGGCGAGGGGAGGCAUGCCAGGUGUGCCAAAGAUGCCUUUCUUCAGGCAUUUAAAUGGCUGCCCUGGACAAGAACAAGUAGACUUUUGCUCCUUAGUUUCAGAGGGAAGAACCAGAGCAAUGGAUACGAGUUGUAAAGGAAGGUUUUACCAUGAUUGAAGGAACUUCCUGAAAAUUAGAGCAAUCACCAAAUGAAGUCCUUGAGUGGUUGCAGAAUCUCCCACACUGGGUAUCAUUAAGCCAUGGUUGGGUGACCGCUUAGUACACCCACUUGAGUUGUUGUGGGGAAUUUUGGGGGGUAGGCAUUGAAUUAGAGGAAGCCUCUCCCAGCUCUGAGAUUCUGUGUGAUUGCUGGGCGGCUUCAGUAAACCCAUAGUUAGGAAAGAUGCUUUGAGAAGGCUGGAAAUAUUUUGCUGAGAUUUGCUGUUAUUUAUUUAUUUUUAAAUUAAAUCUGGAAUUGAUUUUCUGAA
Messenger RNA from Trichosurus vulpecula (common brushtail), 9546 nucleotides. It is a transcript of the gene DOCK5, whose product is annotated as dedicator of cytokinesis 5. The record is from RefSeq and is a predicted model, not a curated record. Bases 1 to 5586 code for a protein of 1861 amino acids. Gene Ontology annotation, cellular component: cytoplasm; plasma membrane. NCBI's taxonomy places the organism in Eukaryota, Metazoa, Chordata, Mammalia, Diprotodontia, Phalangeridae. Gene Ontology annotation, biological process: cell migration; small GTPase-mediated signal transduction. The transcript is spliced from 52 exons. Gene Ontology annotation, molecular function: GTPase activator activity; guanyl-nucleotide exchange factor activity; small GTPase binding.